UCUUUAUUUUUCUUGUGUCUUUUCGCCGUUAGUUCUUCAUUGUGUUUGUUCAUGAAGUGAUUGAUAUGUUUUUCCUUAUCUUUUUCAUAUUUUGUUAUUUAUUGUAAUUGUCAUAUGUAUUCAAGUCUUUCAUUUGCUAAGUGACGUUUGCAGUUAGUGUCAGUGGUGUUUUAUUCCUUCUUAAAAACGUGUUUAUAACCAAGAGAGAGUGAGAGGGGGGUGUGGAAGAAAGAUGAAGAUGAGAGAGAUUGAAUGUAAGAAUACAUGAAGGAUAUUAUUUAUUUAAUUCUAAAAGUGUUGAAUAUAACAAAAGUAGUGACAGUGUUUUAUUCAUUUCUGUGGUUCACAACUUACUUUGGUGUUCCACUACUACUACCGGCAUUAUCACCAUUGUUACUACCAAAUAGAAUCAAAGAAAUAGGAAAUAUUGAAGAAGAAAAAUUUUUUUUAAAAAAAUUUUGAAGGAGUGAGAGCGUUUUCAAAGUGAGCAUCAGUGUGUGCUCUUGCAUCAUUUUCUUGCAAACUCUGCUUUUAUUACAACGGAUCAUCUUCAGCAAUUCCUCACCGUGCCUAUCCUCGAUGAGAGGAGGCACAUGUCCAUUGUUGCCACCGAAAAUGCAGGGCCCAGUCCAUGUGAGCUACAGGGCCCAUUGUGGGUCAAAAUGAGUGCAAUUACUGGUAAUAUUACCAAAAAAAGAAAGAAAUCAGAUGCAAAGCCUCAAUCGCAAAUUAAUAAGUGCCUUAAUGAGAAGCGUCGGCGAACUCAGGAAAAUCUCUACAUUGAUGAGCUUGCUGAAUUGAUUUCUGUCACGGACAUGAGCUCUGGUAAAACUGACAAAUGUCAGAUCCUUCAGAGAACCGUAGAACAGAUUCGGCACAUUAAUCAACAGACAGGUUCUAAUAGUCAUGCUGUACAACAAGGAGAAGUAUCAUCGUCGAAUCCUAACAUACUCUCCAAUGAUCAAGUUGGUCCUAUUUUGCUCGAGGCUUUAGAUGGUUUUUUAUUCGUCGUAAACACAGAAGGACGCGUGGAAUACGUAACAGAUAAUAUAACAGAAUAUAUAAAUUAUACCAAGAAUGAUGUACUUGGGAAGGAUAUCUAUAAUAUUAUUCAUCAUGGAGAUCAUAACAACUUCAUGCCUAACAUUCUUCCCAUGUCAGUAGCAGGUUGGUCGAGUGAACCUCAACCUCAAACGCGGAAUCGCAUCUUCGAAUGUCGCUUUUUGGUCAAGCCUCCCGAUGACAAAGAAGAAACUAUGGAGGAGAAGCAGCAACGCGUAUCAAGGUAUGAGACGAUGCAAAUCUGUUCGGCCCUUCUCCCAAAUAACGGCGCCAGUAGCAACGAUAGACUUGAUAUCAGUGGUGGUAGCAUCGGAAGCAAUACCGGCAAUGACGUAUCCGAGUCUUCAGACAUUGGACCUUGUGUAAUGUGCGUUGCACGCCGUAUUCCCCUUGAUGAGAAACGCAUUGGUCAAUUUACCUUCAAAUUGGAUACGAUUGGCAAGAUCCUUGCCGUUGAUACAAGCUGGCUGUUGCCCUCUUACUCAAUGUACCUAAGCAAUGAGGACCUGAUUAAUACAAAAAUUCAGGACUUGUGCCAUCCCCAUGAUCUCAACAAAUUAACGACUCAUUUGAAAGAUGUACUUCAAGUGGGCGAAAGUAUGAGUCCGAUAUAUCGGCUCAUGACUUCAGAUAAGUUCCUUAAUGUUCAAACGAAGUCAAAACUGUUCAAGGCUAGCGUAACGAAUGGACGCGAAACAGAUUUUAUAAUGGCCACAAACUCUAUAUUUAGGGACAAUGACUUAAUGCCUCUCGAGGGUGGCCAACUUUCCAACAACUCGAAACUCUGCUCAGGACAUUCUAGUAUACGUAGUGCAAAUAAUAGUAACAGUAACAGUAAUAAUAAUAACGUGGGUGGACCGCUAAUGUCGGUAGCGGGUCACGUCAACGGUCAGACGAGUGGUCUCAACAUGUCAUCAACGUCUUCGAGUGGGGGUCGUUCGUCCGUCGUUAAUUAUCCCGGGUCGAACUCUGAAGUAUCUACUGCUUCUGCUGGUUUCAACCAAUUUCAACCAGGCAGUAUGGACCUCGAAUUCGAUCUCUUUCCCAGUUCAACUCUUGAGCUCGAUGGAACCCCAGGUUUCUGGGCAGUUGAAGGCGGGCGAUCUGAGUCGCGAACGAGUCAAACUGGAUCAUUGUCACAACAACAGCAACCUCAACAUCAGACUCAACAGCAACAAUCGGGCUCAACACCGACAUCGCAACCAAAUGCUGUGUCAACCUCUCCAAGUAGUCAAACAAACGCAGUUGUACCUGCACAUUGCAGUCCCCUGAGAGCUUUCAGUCCCAGUACUUCGCACACUUUCAGUAAUUCCUUCCCCUUCAGUCCACUGCAAGAGUCGCAGACGACAAAUCUGGGUACUGUUGGAGUGUCUUCAGCUUUACAAUCCAGCCCCAUGGAUCAUCGUUCUAACGGUCCUAGUCAACAGCAACAAGAUUCGGAACAACAAUCACAAUCACAAAAUAGCAUAGUAUCGACGGAAUCAGGUCGGCUUAGAAACUUGCUGACCAAGGGUAACAGUACAAGCGAUGACAAUGGUCAGGAUAAUGUUUCAGUUGGAAAUAGUGGUCAAACGGGGACUGAGGCUGAUAAACCCAGUCAGACCAAUAGGAUACUCAAAAUACUAUUAAAUCAACAAGAUGAAGACGACUAUCAUUCGGCAGAGCAUUCAGGUACCAAGAGUAUGCGCAACAGCCCAAGCCAGCUGAUACAACCAAAACCCAUUCAGCAUGAGCAUAAGUCUAAUGUGGGACCUAGCAACAAUAUGCUUCUCCAGUUGCUCAACGAGAAGAACGACGAUGAUGAUGAGGAAUCGCGAGCAGGCUUGAAGAAGAGGAAUGAACUUCUUACGCAACUUUUGAAGGAUCCUGAUGACGAAAAGAAACAUCAUGAUCAAAAAAAUCGCGAGGACGAUCCUCUGCUACGAAGUCUUGGUUUUCGUAACGCUUCUCCAUCAUCAUCACAAUUGGAGAACAAUACUAGCAAUAGUGUCAGUUUGAGUGCUGGGCAAAAAAGGUCUGUUGAGGACGGCGAGUUGAAUAUUGCGGUGAAGCGUUCUAUGGAUGGAUCUCAGGUAACCUCCACUGGAAACAGUAGCAGCGGUAGUAGUGGUGGUUCUGGCAGUAAUCCGAGCAAGCUGUGGGAAAAGAAUCGAAUGUUGGCCUCUUUAUUAGCGAAACAACCAACCCAACCUGCAACGAUACCACCUAUUCCAGCUUCCGUAAUAUCAGCUACUCCACAAGACAAGUUACCCCGUGUUCUGGAUCGGAGCAAGCAACAUCAACAACAAUCUUGGGCUAGUAUACAAACCGUUUGCAGUAAUUCGACAACGACAACGGCAACGUCUGCAAGAACUACACAAAAUCAAACUAGACAAUUACCUCGUCAAACAACCAAUAUCUAUCUCACACAGUUACAACAAAGAACUCAAAUAGAACAGGUGGAUUCCGAUUUUAUAGGAAAUCGAGAAUAUAGACAGUCUUCAGAUCCUUCAACAUGGGAUAUUCAGUCUGCUUCUGAUCCAGAUUUAUCAGAUAUUUUAGAUCAAGUAAUAGAAAUUGUACCAGAAGGUAUUGCAGAUAAUACAGCUAUAGCUAGUUUGUUAAAUGCAGUUGAAGCACAACGAAAUGAAAAAUUGGCAAUAAAUGCCAUACAGGAAUCAUUAAUGCAGAUUGAGACUGCUGUUAAUCCUACUUCUUCCAAUCUUACAAUACCUGGUACUCCUCCAGCUUAUUCAACAACUUUAGUGAAUACAUCUGUUACAUCAAGUAACAAUUACCAAUCUUCAUCUAUUUAUCAACAACAAUCGUCACAACAACAGCAGCAACAACAUUCUCGAAUACGUCUAAAUACGCAACCAACAAAUAUUCGACAAGUUACUACACAAUUUACUUCCUUACAACAGCAACAACAAUUGCAACUACAACAACGUAAAUUGAUACAACAACAACAGCAGCAACUAAAACAAAGAUUGUUGCAACAGCAACAGCAGCAACAAUUACUUAUACCUUCAAAUGCAACAGCCCCGGACCAAAUAGCGACUGGUAUUCACAACAUCGACAGUCUUUUAAAUAAUACUGUUGCUCCAAACGUUUCUUUACAGCGAUCUAGCGUGCCAGAUUCACAAGUAUCGCCGAGUUAUGGAGGAUCCGUCCAAAUGCCUCAAGGGCAGCAUCGCCUUACUCACCCCUAUUCUCAUUCUUCCACAUUAUCUCAACACUCUGCUGUUAAUAACAAUUUCAAUACUGGUCAACAAGUUUCUGCUACAGCUAGGCUUUCGCCCCAUUCUCCAGCUGGUAUAUUAUCUUUUUCACAUCCACAACCUUUAUCUCCUCGUGUGACACAGCAAGGAAAUUACGCGGGUAGUCCACGGAUGUUUAAUGUGAAUCAGGUGCGGCAGCAACAGCAGUCUGCUCAACAACCAGUAAUGCAACAACAGCAGCAACAACAACAACAACAACAACAACAACAGCAACAAAGAUCGAUAUCAUCACCGGGUACGCCGGUCUCAGCCCGGCAGUCUCCUUUUUCGGCAGAAGCCUUUCCACCACCCGCGUCGCCUACGGCCAGUCAAUUCUCACCAGUUCCAAAUUCUAAUGUUACGAACCAAUCGACACAAUAUCGACUACAGCGCACCUCGUCUAACGCAUCUGCAACAACGCAAUUAUCAGGUGGGGUUGGUUCACCCUGUCAUUAUGGCGGUGUGAGCAAGGAGCAACCUCUAUCAUCACCUAGUCAUCCUCUCUCAGGUUGCCCUGCAACACCAACUCAUAAUCAACAUAAUGCCAACAAUACCCAACACUUUUCAAACCAUCAACACUCAUCUAUGUUAUACCACAACGCCGCCUGUGUACAGAGUAGUCAGUACUGUUACGAUCGGACGUCUGUUACUCUCUAUCAGUCAGGCCCGGGAGAUAUGCAAGAAAUUAGGCCUCCACCUUCCAGUAAUUCUGCUAGUCACCAAAUAGGUGGUAAUGGAAGUAGUUCAGGUGGUAUAAAUUCGGAGUAUGUUCGAAAAGAAUUAAGGACAGUAGUUGAUGCGAGAAUACAACAGCAGCAACAACAACAACAACAACAACAACAACAACAACAACAACAACAGAGGAUACCGAAUAAUCUUCAAAACAACAUUUCUGGUCAGGUGUCUCAAGAAGAUUUAGAAUCCCUUGGUUUAAAUUACGAUAUUGCAUCGGGAGGUGAUGCGUUGAUUAGCGAUGGCUCUGCCAAGAGUUGGGCAAUUGGUAGUGCCGGAACCACCCUCUCGUCCUCCAGGACUACUAUGGAAGAAGUGGCUCGAGGUGAUACAAAAUCAUCUUUAUUGCAAAAGCUGUUGUCAGAGUGACUAGUGGGUGGCUCGUGUCAAAAAAAAGAAGCAUAUGUAAUAUACAUUUGAUUUAAAAUAAAAAGUGGAAUA
Molecule: messenger RNA, 5474 nt
Organism: Ceratosolen solmsi marchali
Lineage: Eukaryota; Metazoa; Arthropoda; Insecta; Hymenoptera; Agaonidae
Product: probable serine/threonine-protein kinase DDB_G0267686
Exons: 20
Coding region: 594-5402 (1602 amino acids)
Biological process (GO): positive regulation of transcription by RNA polymerase II; cellular response to hormone stimulus
Cellular component (GO): nucleus
Molecular function (GO): nuclear receptor binding; protein dimerization activity
Source: RefSeq, a predicted model, not a curated record